Messenger RNA from Eleginops maclovinus (Patagonian blennie), 2949 nucleotides. It is a transcript of the gene zmpste24, whose product is annotated as zinc metallopeptidase, STE24 homolog. The transcript has 9 exons. Lineage: Eukaryota; Metazoa; Chordata; Actinopteri; Perciformes; Eleginopidae. The record is from RefSeq and is a predicted model, not a curated record. Gene Ontology annotation, molecular function: metalloendopeptidase activity. The coding region runs from base 323 to 1726 and encodes 467 amino acids. Gene Ontology annotation, biological process: CAAX-box protein processing. Gene Ontology annotation, cellular component: endoplasmic reticulum membrane.
GAACCACCUUAUAGUAGUCUUUGUUUCCACGGGGAUAUCAUUUGUUGCUACACCUUACAUCUCGCAUGAAUGGAAAGAUAUUAGAUGUAAAAGCCUUGAUUUAGGAAUGGAAAGUGGAUGUACAGUUAGUCGAUAUUUGUCGAUUUAACGUGGGUACCCUGUUCCCUUUAGUUAACCUCAAAUAGUUGUGUUUGUGUGUAGAGUGAAAGCUAAGUAGCUGCUAGGCUAAAACUACCCGUUAGGCUAGGAAACGGUAACAUUAGCGUUAGCCUGAGAGCUAGCCAUUCUUGUUCCAACAACACAGAACUAAAACACUGCAAAGAUGGUUGAAAGUAUUUUCGACCUCCCGGUGGAGAAACAGAUAUUUUAUGCUGUUUUGGGAUUUUCGUGGACGGUGUAUCUCUGGGAGGCAUACCUUUCUUACAGACAGAGGAGGAUAUAUAGAUCAACCACACAUGUGCCACAGGAACUUGGGAAGAUUAUGGAUUCGGAAACAUUUGAGAAAUCACGUCUCUAUCAGCUGGAUAAAAGCAACUUCAGCUUCUGGUCUGGACUCUAUUCUGAGACUGAAGGGACGUUGAUCCUGCUCCUGGGUGGAAUCCCAUUACUGUGGGAGGUCGCUGGUUCUGUGACGGCUCGCAUAGGACUUGGUUCAGAGUAUGAGAUCACCCAGUCGCUCGUGUUUCUGACGCUUGCCACCCUGUUCAGUGCCUUUACUGGACUUCCCUGGAGUGUGUACAACACAUUUGUCAUUGAGGAGAAGCAUGGCUUUAACCAGCAGACGUUGGGGUUCUUCCUUAAGGAUGCUGUGAAGAAGUUCAUUGUGACCCAGUGUAUCCUGCUCCCUGUUACUUCCCUGCUCCUGUACAUCAUCAAGAUUGGUGGAGAUUACUUUUUCAUUUACGCCUGGCUCUUCACCCUGGCUGUUUCUCUGGUACUUGUAACGAUCUAUGCUGACUACAUUGCUCCCCUGUUUGACAAGUUCACACCUUUGCCAGAAGGAGAGCUGAAAACAGACAUUGAGGAUAUGGCCAAGAGUAUAAGCUUCCCCCUCACCAAGGUUUAUGUAGUCGAAGGUUCUAAGCGAUCGUCACACAGCAACGCCUACUUCUAUGGGUUCUUCAAGAACAAACGCAUUGUGCUGUUUGACACACUGCUGGAAGACUACUCUCCUCUCAACAAGUCUGGAGAGCCACAGCCCGAGCAGGCAGAGAGAGAAGAUACAUCUAGCGAAUCCAAAGCCAAGCCCAAGAACAAGAAACAAGGAUGCAACAACUCGGAGAUCCUUGCAGUCCUGGGUCAUGAGCUUGGCCACUGGAAGCUUGGCCACACUGUCAAGAAUAUCGUCAUCAGUCAGAUGAAUUCCUUCCUGUGCUUCUCCCUGUUUGCUGUUAUGAUUGGACGUAAGGAGCUGUUUGUAGCUUUUGGCUUCAAUGACAGCCAACCCACAUUGAUAGGCUUGAUGAUUAUCUUCCAGUUCAUCUUUUCCCCGUACAAUGAGCUCCUGUCCUUCUGUCUGACAGUCCUGAGUCGCAGGUUUGAGUUCCAGGCUGAUGCUUUUGCACGCGGCAUGGGCAAAGCCUCUGAGCUCUACUCUGCCCUCAUCAAGCUCAACAAGGACAACCUGGGCUUCCCCGUGGCUGACUGGUUGUUCUCCAUGUGGCACUAUUCCCACCCUCCCCUCCUGGAGCGCCUCAGAGCACUGGGCAGCAUCAAGCAGGACUGACGGGGCUGGGAGGGGGAGACGCGAUCGCUGCCUCCUCCAAAGGGCUUCCGCAGACCGCUGCUGGCCUUGUGAUGCACCCUGGUCCUUUUCUACCUAUCCCCCCCCCCCCCCAUAUUGUUUUAUCUUGUUUGAGUCAUUUCCCUUCUUUACAUACUUUUAAUUUUGUGCCCUUUAAACUUUUUAUCAAACAAAACCAAAACAUAUUAGCACAAGCCAGCCAUAGAAAAUUACUCUUGCUCUUUGUCUAGAGAGGCAUAAUAUGCAUUUGUUGAGAGCAAUACAUCCAGGCAAUGUGUGUUUAGCAAAAGCUGCUGUCGAAGCAACUUUCAAAUUUAGCAUAUUGACCUUAAUCCUUAGUUUUUUACAUUACUAUAUUUCUGAACAAUUGUGUUAUUCUUUUGCACAUUUAUAAAGAUAAAACCUGAAAUUUUACUUGCAGAAAUAAAUGUUUCUGUUGUGAUGCAUUCAUUGCAUCUAAAUGUAAAGUCUAAAGAGUAUAUUUUUAAGCUUAUGAAGUGGUUGACCCUAAAAAUAUACCGCGUUUUAUUUAUUGUGGAUGUAAAGACAAGAAAAAAACCAUAAAAUUGGCAACUACAUACAUAAUCAUGGCAUGGCUUUUUGCAGAUACACAGGCCAGAAUUUAAUGUGUCUCUCAAGUGCAACUGUUGCUUCGUUAGAAAUAUCUCAGUAAAGCUCAAGGGUAAAAGAGUUAAUGUACUCAACUAAAAUCUCAGUUUUGUCAGAGAAACUAAUUAUAAACUGUCACAGAAAAAAUAUGUGGGCCUUUAAAUGUGUGUUUUGUUCAAAUAGUGAACAGGGGCGGUGCAGAAAAAUAUCUUUUGAAUUAUAAACUUAAUGUUUUCAUUUUUUUACAUAAAUGGGGAUCUAGUUUUUUUGGUUUUUUUAAGCACUUGCUUGCCGACAAGGUUCCAACCAUACUUGUACAUAUGUAACUUUAAUUAGUUGUGUAAUGGCGUAUGAUGUGAAUUGUAAAAAAAAUGUUGAAUGUGGUUUGAAAUUUUAAGUUGAUGAGGUGUUUCUUAGUUUCUUAAUUUGGUUUUGGGACAGAGUGAGCUCAGAGCUGCCUUGCGACUAAAGUAUUUAUAGGGGACCUGGGGAAGGGUGUCUGCCAGGUUCCUUUCACCACAUGAGCCAGUGUUUGGUUUGAUCAGUGAAGGAACUGUGUACUUUCUUUGCCGCAUUGAAUAAAAUCCUUAAAAGCA